AUGCCAUCAUCCCACAAGGAAGGGCAAGCGACCUACGGUCUCCCCAAGUCGCCCCGGAGCCCGUGGGCCUGGCUCUCCUCCACCUUGGGCAAUUCCAAGCCUCCAUCUUCUGAUGCGCCCCGAAACCCCUCGUGCCCCUCAAGAGCCCCCCCAGAGCCCCCCUGCGCCGUGGCAUGCGCUCGCACACCCCUCCAGGGGCCACGGGGACGGCGCUGGGGCUCCCCGUCAGCGUCCUGGCCACCUCCUAGGCUGCACCCCGAAAGCCCUCGAGCCCCUCCAGCGCCCCCCUGCACGGGCGUCCCCUUCCUUCGUCCUCGAGGGCGGGCGACCCCUCGUCCGUCCCUUCAGCCGCCGGCCGCGCGCGCUCACCACGCCGGGGAGGGGCCUCGGGCUGCCCCCGCCCCUCGGACGGACGGACCGACGGACAAUGCCGCGCGGGCCCGGGCUCCGCCGAGCGCCUCAGCGCAGCCUCCGCCAACCGCCCCAACCGCCCGAUCGCCCGAUCGCCCGCCCGCCGCGCAGGCGCCGCCUCAGCCCGAGCCCAGCCGAGCCGACCCACCCGCUCCCGCGCCGCCGCCGCCGCCGCCGCCCGCCCUCGCUGCGCCCGCGUCCUCCGCCUCGCUCCGGCCCGUCUCCUCAGCCCAGCGGCGGCGCUCGCUCGCCCGCUCGCCCGCUCGUCCGCUCGCUCCCCACGGCGGCGUCUGCGGCGGCGGCUCUGUGGUGACUGAGGCGGCCGAGGCGGCGGAGGCGGCCCCGAGCGGCGGUCACGUGACGCCGCCGAGCGCGCUCAUUGGCCGAGGCCGGGGGCGUGGCCCGCCGCUGCUGGGAAACGGAAAAGAGAGACAGAGCGACCGAGCGACCGGGAGAGAGCGCCGCGCCGCCUGCGCCAACUGCGCACCUGGGAGCGCGCAGGGAGCGCACGCGGAGGGCGGGGCCCGCUCUUUGCACCUGCGAGCCGACGCGCGCUACGUCAACUGCGUCCCGGCUCCGGGCCCCGCCCACACACACACACACACACAGGGCGACUGUUGCCGCCGCUGCUGCUGCUGCUGCAGCACCUGA
Molecule: messenger RNA, 1062 nt
Organism: Suncus etruscus (white-toothed pygmy shrew)
Lineage: Eukaryota; Metazoa; Chordata; Mammalia; Eulipotyphla; Soricidae
Product: basic proline-rich protein-like
Exons: 3
Coding region: 1-1062 (353 amino acids)
Source: RefSeq, a predicted model, not a curated record